This is a messenger RNA of Triticum turgidum subsp. durum (durum wheat), 1575 nucleotides long. NCBI's taxonomy places the organism in Eukaryota, Viridiplantae, Streptophyta, Magnoliopsida, Poales, Poaceae. The record is from the annotation of a GenBank genome assembly.
AUGGGCAAAUUCAAGCGCGGCUCGCUGAAUCCGGCUGCCCAACCCCCCGCCGUCGUCGACGGCGGGGCCAAUCCUCCUCCAGCGUCAUGCCUCAUCGACCGCGUGGCCUACAUCGCCGACGUCACCAACGCGAGCACCGCCAUGUGCAACACCACGGACAACACCGACAAUCACGGCGUCACUAUCCAGGUCACCUUCGUCGUCGGCGACCCGCCGCUCGUCUCCUACCUGUGCGCCCACUGCAUCGGAUCGCAGUUUGCUUAUGACCCCGUCAUCGUCGCCACGGAGGGCAGGCUCGCCCUCCUCGCCAUUGACAUCGGACGGUCUUGUUCAGGCCGCGGGCGCAAACACUACAUCUAUUAUGCCGGCGACACCAGCAGAGGCAUGGACCCGUCGCUCAAGCGGCUUCCCGACCCGGAUCCCGCCCCACAGUCCCUGCACCGCUUCUACGACGGCUAUCAUCUCGGCCUCCUCCGGCGGCCUCGUCCCCAGUCCCAGCCCCAACUCCAAGGCGGGGGUUUUCUGCGCCCACCUUGCAAUUACCGCGCCCAGGAGGAGGAGCAUGUCUCCUACGUCGUCGCUGGGCUCUUCCUCAAACACAAACCAUCAGCAUCCGGUCACCUGUUCGACCUUUACCUCUACAGCUCCGAUACCAACAAGUGGUCCAUCCAGGACCAGGAGCCCCCCUUAUUGCUGCUCCAACAUCAGCAACAGCGAGCCGGCGGCGGCGGCUUUGAUUUUGUCACAAACAAGGCCAUCUCCAUCGGCGGAGAACACGGUGGUUCCACCACCAUGUGCUUCGUCGACCUGCAGCAGGGCAUCCUUCAAUACAACGUGCUCGACAGCAUCCCAGGGCUCCGCUACUGUCCGAUGCCGCCGCCCCUUGAACCCAACCCUGUCACCAUGGUCCAGUCUUACCCACAGGCUUUCCGUGAUGUAGCCAUCAUCGACGGUGGCCGCCGCAUCAAGUGCGCCCAGCUGCAUCUGGAUGUCACCUUAAACUGCGAGGAUAGCAACUGGGUGGACUGGACUGUUCCCUCCUAUCAUGGCUGGAAGGCAGCCACAUGGAGCAUGGACGCUGCCUAUCCUUCUUCUGGCUGGCGCCAGGACAGCGAGGUAGUUCAUGCGUCUGAGAUUGGCAGCACCAUAGACCCGCCGCUUCUCCAAUUGCCGCCGUAUGAGUUCGACGGCGACCAAGGCCCUCCUCUUCCGCUGACCUUUGAGAAGCUCCACACAAGCCUGCCUGUGAUCAGCUUGCAUGACGACGGCAAAGACGUCGUCUACUUCAUGACCAAGGUCCAUUCUUAUCAUAAGGCCGCAUUGGUGAUUGCGGUUGACAUGUCCAACAAGACAACACAACAAGUCAUACAGUUCCUCCCAGGGAAAUUUAUGGAGCGCGCCUUUGUACACAGCAGGAUCUCCAAAUUUCUCAGUAUGGCUCCAGGCUCCAGCUCCAGGCUCGGGCACAAGAGGAAACAUGAAACGACCAGGGAUGGUGACACUAAUGACAUGUUCGUACUGAUGAGUGAUACUGUUAUGAUGGAACCAAACAAUCCCCAUCCAGCUGAAACAUAA